AUGCCCACCUUCUCCAGCCAUGUCUGGUCAGGACGGUCAGGACGCAGCAAACUCUGCCUGGUCGCAUGCCUUGUUCUGUCAAGCGCCGUUCUGCUGAUCGAUGCCAAGGAGAAGGUGCAGAGAGCCCAAAGUGCCCAAAGUGCCCAAAGUGCCCAACGUGGCUGGGAUGUUGGCAAAGCAAAGUGCUGUGUUGGCAAAGUCUUGCGAGCACCUGAUACCUUGAUCCUUCAAUCGCUGAAUCGGAUCACGGAAUACGUCAAGCUGAAGCUGUUCCUGCGACCUUCCCAAGUGAGUGCCAAGGAGAAUGCAUGGCUGAACUCUGCGAAAGAUGAGAUUUGCGCCAGAUUUGGCAUCUCUCCUGUCCCCGAACUCCUGAUUUGCGAUGAUAGUCGCAUGCUGGCUCAAGCUGGACCGCAUGGAUGUCGCGGCUUUGGAAAUGGCUGGGUUGUGCUCUCCAAAGGUGUUUUGGAGACGCUUCCACCUCAGGAGGUAGUGGCGGUUCUUGCACAUGAAUUGACACAUGUGGCCAAGAAUCACCAUUUGAAGCGGGGGUUUCUAAUUUUGGACUUCUACCGUUUGAUGCUGCUCUGGAGUUUGAAACAGAAGGAGGACUCUGCCAUGUUGGAUUUGCAGACGACUGUUGCCACUGUGACCAUGUGGCUCCUGUUGGGUCUCCGCAGUCGCAGUCAAGAGAUGGAAGCUGAUAGACAUAUGUUGGACAUUGUGACGCCCAGCACUGCCUUCUCUGCGCUCGCACGGAUGCACUAUCCGUUGGACGAUCCACAGAAAGUGCUGGUAGAUGCCAAGGAGCUCCUUCAGAAGUCCCGAUGGCUGCGCCUUAAGAUGUUUCUGACGGGUGCAAGUCAUCCUUGCCUGCCACUUCGCCUGGAGGCCUUGGAAGCAGCAAACGCCGGGGAAUCUCAGCGGUAACUGCGGUAACGUGCGUCCGAUGCUCCCGAUGGCACCGGCGUUUCGCAAACGUUGACCGAUGAAGAUGACAAGAUAUGACAAGGAACAUCCGCUCUGAGAUAGGCCUCCUGUCGGGCGGUCCAAUCCAUGGAUACUCCAAACUGGCAACGAGCUCUGACAGCGAUGAGGAAAGUUCUUCCAGUAUGAAGUAAUAUGCUGGAACAUAUGCUUUCCUGGUUGAUUGUCCAAGGCUUCCCGAGAUCUUCAGACCUUUGGCCAUGAACUUUGUUAAUGAUGAAAUGAACGCAAGAAUUUCAAGGCGUCACCUAAAAUUUCCAAACAGGACGCAGGUUUUGGCGCCAAGAGACUGGGGUCUGCCAGACUCUGCCAGAUGCAUUUGUGCCCUUUUUCACACUUGCAGAUGACUCCUCUUUGAUGUGCACAGCUGCAACAAUUCAUCAGACCCAAAGACUGGGCGCUUCAUCAUUGGAUGCCAUGGGUCGAACAAAAGACCAAAA
Cladocopium goreaui is the source of this 1427-nucleotide messenger RNA. The record is from the annotation of a GenBank genome assembly. Lineage: Eukaryota; Dinophyceae; Suessiales; Symbiodiniaceae.